AUGAGAAGAAAGUCUGUGUGUAUACAAAUACCUAGAGACCCAAGGACAGACAGGACCUCGUUCAUAACUGAGAUGCCCGAGGCAAUGUCCGGGAGAAUUGAAGAGCCAAGGUGGAAGGAGGUGGUGUCUGGACUGAACGAUGUACUCUAUGAGUCUGAAUCUCCAUCUCUGGUGUCUUUUGUCAAGACCAUAUCCAUUAUCCCGCUCCUGGUGGGCAGCCCAAAAAAUGUCUUUGCAAGGGUCGAGGAAUACCUGUCCUCGGUGAACAAGACUCUGGAGGGGCAUGGGAUCCAAAUAGUCCAUCCUGGGUAUCACCAGUAUGUCGAGCUCGAGGUUGAGAUGUGCCAGGAAGAGUGA
Encephalitozoon cuniculi GB-M1 is the source of this 357-nucleotide messenger RNA. RefSeq lists its product as uncharacterized. The record is from RefSeq and is marked provisional. The coding region runs from base 1 to 357 and encodes 118 amino acids. The transcript has a single exon. NCBI's taxonomy places the organism in Eukaryota, Fungi, Microsporidia, Unikaryonidae.